AUUUGUUGGGAGAGCAAAAAUAAUCUACGAGUCUACUCUAUACUUAAGAAAUGGCCUUGGUGCAGCCUCACAUCACAGUGGUAUCUCGUUCGACACGCAACCAAAGGGCUCCCGGUGUGAGGGCUUGGGGAGGAGAAACGUUAGGUAUUAUGGGGAGUUUAGGCGGCACUGUUGCCAGAAGCAUCGAGAGUCGCGGCAUCGUGAGUGGUCCGAGUGUCGGUAACCUCGUCAGCAGUGGUGGAGGUAGCUCCGGGGGGCCCAGCCUGGCAGCCCUGUCUUCAGCGGUGGCAGCAACACACAACACCAACUCGCUAUUUAUGGCGAACAGUAUUCAAGCCACGGCUGCCACACAACAACGGGCUGUCAGUGAAAUGCUCAGACAUAUGCAAGGCCUUGGGAACAGAAGCUUAACUGGCUUCGUGGGGAGACCAUAUGGCAGUGGGGGUGGGAACAGCAUGAUGGGUCUCCACAGCAAUUUUGGAGGAGACUCGGCCCCUCCACCUCUCGAUUUAUCUGAAUUUCCUUCCCUCUCUUCACGAAACACUGAUAGCUCUCAACCAAACCCAAUGGCUGGGAGACAACCUUACGUUGGCAUGGUAAAGCAACCUACUCCAGAGACCUCAGAAUUCACUAUGAGCAGUGAAGACUUCCCAGCGUUACCUGGUUCUCAAGCGAAUCCCACUGGUAAAAUUUUUUCGCCAUUUUCAGAUGAUGGGUUUUCUAAUAAUGAAAAGAAAUCUAAUUCUACGACGGGCACAGACACCCCAUCAGAUUUGGUAUUACGGGCAGCGGAAAAGAGCCAGUCUCAGAAAAGAGGGAUUCAGACGUCGCCUGAUGGCAAGGUGACCAACAUUCCCGGGGGUAUGGUGACUGAUCAGUUUGGUAUGGUGGGUCUCCUAACAUUUAUCAGAGCAGCGGAAACGGACCACAACCUUGUCUCUCUGGCGUUAGGCUCUGAUCUCACUACUUUAGGUCUUAAUCUGAAUUCUCCAGAAAAUCUUUAUCCAAAUUUUGCCGGCCCCUGGGCAGAGACACCGUGCAGACCACAAGAUAUUGACUACCACGUACCCCAAGAGUAUCUUACAAAUCAACAGAUAAGAGGCAAGUUAGCGCCAGUCAAGUUUGAUAGAUAUGGGGAAGACCUCCUCUUUUAUAUGUUCUACUCUAAUGCUGGGGAUCUGCUACAAAUACUUGCUGCAUCUGAAUUGUAUAACCGGGACUGGAGAUAUCACAAGGAGGAACGUGUAUGGAUAACCAGAGCACCGGGGAUGGCGCCUGUGGAUAAGGGUCCAAAUUAUGAGCGUGGGACAUAUUUUUAUUUUGAUGCCCAGAAUUGGCGGAAAGUUCCAAAGGAGUUUCACCUGGAGUAUGACAAGUUGGAAGAGCGGCCCCACAUCCCCACCCCUGGUGGUCUCAUCCACACUCCAACUUCAUCUACUCUGUGACCACCCACAACUUCUUGCCAUGCCCAAUACCAUCCUCGCAGAGGAGCUUAGGCAGAGGAGCCUGAGCCCAGUUUUUGUGGUGGAAUCAAAUUGCUAUUUAUUAACUAUUUUAUUACAAGACUUCAUUUAUAUGACCUGAAACUCAACCUGUCCAUUUUAAAUCUUCCAGUUGUAUUUAUAUACCUAGUGUACAGUGAUAACUACAAUAGAAGUUUUGAUAAGCCAAAUCCUACUUCAUUUACCAUAAAGACUGGGCAUUUGCACCCAUAAGAGAGCCACCACAUUUUACCAACAUGGUUUGAGUAAAGUGCAGCUGUUUUAAGCACAAGACCAAUGGGCAAUGAGAAUGAAAGGGGGCACCGUAAUACCUUCAUUAAUGAGACAGUAUUCAAGAGUUUAUUUUUAUUUUCAUUUUUUAUUUAUUUUUUUAAUUUGAGAUUUUAAUGUAUUUUAGCUAUAUGCUGAAUUAGCACUAGAUUUCUAAUAUGGCCCUGAGUGUUACAAAUACUUGCUUUUUUUGAAGCAUAGAAAAAUAAAUAUUAUAUUUGAACUUAAUCCAGGUUUAAUGGUGGCUAAAGUGUCACAUUUGUAGUAAUAUGGGUGAUAUUGGCCCUUAUUGCUCUACCAGGGUUAUGGGCUACUUAACAAAUGUACAGUCACUGUGUCAUUGUGAUGCAAGGAGCUUUGGGCACCUUUUUAAGUGGCCAUUAAAGUCAAGGAAUGAAUAACCCAUUAGAUCGUGGGUUGUCUAGAGUUCAUAACUGGAGUUGUACUCGGGUUUGUGGAUUGCGAGGUUCCACAAAAUUUUAAUGUUGGUUCAUUUGGCAUUUUGUGCACUUGACCUGCAGAUUAUUUUGGAGUGUAUCUUCCAGCAAUACUGGAUUACAGUAUGUUCAUUAAAAUUGUUGCAGAUAUCCCACUUCAUUAUCUUUCAAUAGUAAGAUAGAGGAGUAUCCUCUUGAUCCCCUGGCUAAUAAUAAUAAUAGAUAUUUUGUUUUUCCCUUUAAUGAUUUGGUACCCCAAGAUAAACGUCAUCCAGUUUCUAGUAUUUUCAAUUGUGAAAAUUUGAUCGGCGAGUGUGUAAAUGGUGUCCCAAGUAAAGAUGAAUUUAAAAUUGUGGGUGCAAUUAUGGGAAGAGUAGAUUUUUUCGUAAUUAUUAUUAUUAUUAUUAUCAUUUUCAGUGACGAAGAGACAAAAAGCUGUCUUAAUAGUUGACAUAACUGAGUUGGUAUUGAGAUUGAUAUCUAAGUCAUCUUAUUUCUCUCGUUUUUAAGUUCUAGUUUAUGAAAUGUUGCAUUAUUAAUGUGCAUCGCUCAGCAAUCUAGUGCUUAAAAAUUUUCCUCCUUCCUAUUAUGAAUCUAGACUGUAUACUCAGUUCCAACUCAGAUACCAUUUUGGAUAUACAGCCCAGAGUACUAGACUUUACAUCGUACACAGUCUGUUCUUCCCUGUUAUAGUGUUACCGUUGUUGCAAGCAUUUAAGAGAACAAAAUACAGGUAAAUAAAAAAAGCUGGUAGCACUUUAUCUACAGAUUUUACAGUUGAAACUAUAAACUUAAGUUUUUGACACGUUAAAUGUAGUUCAUGGAUAAGGAAUGGAAAAUUUUUAAAUUCUUUCCAAGUUUUUAGCUUAUAGGUUGCAAAGACUUUAAGGCAGAGUUUUAUUGUGAUACAAAACAUUAACUUGUUAGCCCAGUAAUUAAUGCCAACAUCACUCUUAAAGAGCUUCCCUAAGGGCUCCCUUGAGGCCUUGACAUAUUUUCACUUUACAAUAAUAAAAAAGAGUACAAAGCCAAUUUCACUACAACAAAAGGAGCAGACUGGUGAUGGUGUAUGGAUUGAGCAAAUCUGUAACAUGAACCUAUUCCUUGAUGUUUCUUCUUGAUGUAUGUAUAAUUAUGUACACAGUCAAUAUUAUUCUGUACCAAAUAGAUCUUGUUUUACAGUA
Molecule: messenger RNA, 3393 nt
Organism: Homarus americanus (American lobster)
Lineage: Eukaryota; Metazoa; Arthropoda; Malacostraca; Decapoda; Nephropidae
Product: CCR4-NOT transcription complex subunit 2-like
Exons: 10
Coding region: 51-1445 (464 amino acids)
Biological process (GO): nuclear-transcribed mRNA poly(A) tail shortening; regulation of DNA-templated transcription; regulation of stem cell population maintenance
Cellular component (GO): CCR4-NOT core complex; P-body
Source: RefSeq, a predicted model, not a curated record